GUCAAACAUGUCAACUCUCCGUAUCACUCCAUUUUUGUUAUGUCAGUAAAUUGGGUCCGUGUUUCGUUUUGAUUUCGAAAUCGGGGGCGAACGCGUCGUUCCACGCGUUCUCGAAAAAAUGUCCAACACGCAGCAGAAAAUCGACGCGCUGUUCGAACGCCUGCCCGCCAGUCCGCCGACGAACCACCGGGGGAGCAGGCCCGCCCUCCAACUCGGCCUAAACAGCAGCCCGACGAUGCAGAGGCCGCAGCACUUGACCUUCGCUACUAGACGCAACGAAAACUUGGAAACGGAGCGGCGGCUUAAGGAGAUUAUGCAAAUCAGCGGACAUUUAACGAUAGACGGCGUCCUAUACAAGACGGACAUCAAAGAUAUGGAGCACAUGGAGGAAUUGGGCAGCGGCACUUGCGGGCACGUUGUCAAAAUGAGGCACAGGCCGAGCGGGAAAACAAUUGCUGUCAAGCAAAUGAGACGCUCCGGUAACAACGACGAGAGCAAGCGCAUCAUCAUGGACAUCGAGGUGGUGGUAAAGUCGCAUUGCAAGUACAUCGUCAAGUGUUUGGGGUGUUUCAUAACCGAAGCGGAGGUGUGGAUCUGCAUGGAGCUGAUGGACACGUGCUUCGACAAGCUGCUCAAGCGGAUCAAGCGGCCGGUGCCCGAGAAAGUCCUCGGCAAAGUGUGCGUCGCGACGGUGGAGGCGCUGUCGUACUUGAAGGACCAGCACAACGUCAUCCAUCGGGACGUUAAGCCGUCGAACAUACUGCUCGACGCCCGUGGUAACGUGAAACUGUGCGACUUCGGCAUCAGCGGGCGUCUCGUCGACUCCAUGGCGAAGUCCAGGAGCGCCGGAUGCGCGGCCUACAUGGCGCCCGAACGUAUCGAGCCUGACCCCCGUAAUCCCGACUAUGACGUCCGCGCGGACGUGUGGUCUCUAGGAAUCACUCUCGUCGAGCUAGCGACGGGGGCAUUCCCCUACCCCGGUUGCAAGACCGACUUCGAGGUGCUGACGAAGGUGAUAGGCACCGACCCACCGUCACUGCCCAAGGACAAGCAUUUUUCCCCGGAGUUCCGCGACUUCGUCGCGUGCUGCCUCACCAAGGACAAGGAACGACGUCCCAAGUACGCGAAGCUCAAGAGCCACGCCUUCGUCAAGCGGAGCGAGACCGCCCCCGUGGACGUCGGCGAGUGGUACGAACGAACUACCGCAGCGACGGAGGACGCGCCCGCCUCUAACGCCGCCGCCUCCCCUACGCCCCGACUCGCCCAACCGCUCGAGUCCGGUCGCCUUCCGGUAAACAGUUUGGGCGGCGACGCGUUCCGGCAACGCGCGACUCCGCCCCCGGCCGUCAAUGGUGGUGGCGACGGCUUCGCGCGGAAAGGAGGCGACGCGCAGGCGCGCGCUUCCCGCCUCGACGCGUUUCACGCGGCCGCCCAGCAGCAACAGCAGGAAGCAGGCAAACCGUCCGGCAGGGGCGGCGGCUUCUCUCUGCUGCAGGCGUACGAGAACCACAUCGCCUCCCUGCGACGUAAAGACGAGGCCGUCGCCUCUCGGGGGUACCCCGCGGCGAUAUGCUCUCCUCUACCCCGACGCAAGUUCGCCACCGACGUUUCGGUUCCUCCCGUGCAGUUAAAGGCGCGCGCGUCGAGCGAAACGAGGUGGACCUCCGAGUACGGGUCUCCGUUGCCGCUGCGCAGCAGCCACUUCCAGACGGAGGAACCCGCGUCGUACUGCGGCAACACGAGCCCCGUCAUCCUGCAACGCUUCUACCAUCAGCGCAAGCAGCAGCAACUACUGAAAGAGGCGGAGGAGGAGCGAGCAAAGACUGACGUCGGUAAGAAACGGUUCGCCUCGUAUAUCAAAAUGCAGCUGACUGGUGGCGACCGCAGCGGGAGAUCGUCGCGGCACCAAAGUCCGGAACCACCGCCCCGGCUGAGCAGAGGCGGCGACGGUCAGAGUCCUCUGGCGUUACGACGGGCGUUCCUUGAAAGUCACGCCCCCAACUCGCCCAGUCUUUCGCGCAGAUACGUGUCGCCGUCGCCUCCGGUGCCGCCGCCCAGGUGUCUGUCGCAGAGCUGUUCGGUGCCUGGUUCACCGCAACACCUGCGCGCCAGAUUCCGUUACACGCCCGAACCUCAGCGUCGGUUCGUCCACGACAACGACUCGUAGCGACGUGCCUAGUCAGGGGCGGGCUUCUCUUAAGGGGGGGAGGGGGGUCGUUUCAACUACCGCUGUUUAGCUUCGUAUCCGCGUUCGAAACUCCAAAUUGGCGGUUCAAAACCGCAUAUACCAACUAGCCGUACGGUACGUUUGAACUACCGGUGGCUUUAAUGCUCCGCACUCGAUGUCUGAAACUUCGAAGGCUUGCUCCAUCGGGGGCGUUUCUCUUUUAAUUCUUCGCUCGAGGCUAUAAGUUAGAGAUUUAAAGCGACACAUCUGAACUGAGGUACGUUUGAACUACCCGUGGUUUUACUUUCUGUGUUCGACGUCUUAAACCUUCGAAGCGGCGAUUUUGUUCGACUUCCGUUGCGCCCAAAACUAACCGACGGUGACCUUCGAACUACUAGGCGUCGUGCAACCCCGGUUAUUCUUGGAUUUACCGCGGUCUUUCGAGCGUUUUCUCCGUCAACUAUUCGUUCGAGCGGGAAUCUUGGCACGUUUGGCAAGUACGUUUGAACUACCCGUGUUUUGACCGUUUGAAGCUGCGAUUUUCUUCGACGUCCAAAGUAAACGUUGGAACUACCGGUAACUUACCGUCUCUUUGACCUGAUUGGACGCGGCGUCGUCGCACGAUCGCCGUUUUCCUUGAAGCGCAUUUAAUCUACCGGUAGGCAGUGUUCAAGUUAUCUCAAACUUUUGAACUACCGCCAUCGCGCAAUCCCGUUUGCGGUUUAAAACGCGCACGCAAACUAUCGUCAACCGAGGUUCGUUUGAACUACCCGCAUUUUUACCCUCUGCUCUCGUUAUCUCGAGCAUUAGAAGCCGCGAUUUUCUUGUACCUUUGAACUAUCGGCAAUUUACCGUCUCUUUAUCUUAUCGGGCCAUUUUUCUCGAGACGCAUUUGAUCUACCGGCAGUUUUCACCUUUGAGGCUGCGAUUUUCUUCGACGGGGGUGUUUGAACUACCGGUGCACCUUCGAAGCGACAAAAUUUAGCCGAUUUUCAUGGCGUUUACUACUAGUCUCGCGAGUGAUUCGCGAAUUUUUCGUUUUAGUUUGUCGUCGUAUUCGGGGGCGGUUCCGUACCGCCUUCGCCGCCGUACGACUACAUUUGCUCCGCGGUGUUCGCUCUUGUAAGAUAAAAAAUUUCGUUUCGGGAGCGGUUCGAAAAUCGUCCCGCCCCCGAAACUGUUUAAUCGAGUGAUUUUUACUUACGCAUUGAUUUGUAUAUUAUAUAUAGAUGCCAUACCUGAGAUAUUAUGUAUAAAACGAUAAGAUUUUAUUAUGUAAAUGAAUAUAAC
This is a messenger RNA of Cylas formicarius (sweet potato weevil), 3457 nucleotides long. Its product is annotated as dual specificity mitogen-activated protein kinase kinase 7-like. Gene Ontology annotation, molecular function: protein kinase activity; ATP binding. The transcript is spliced from 10 exons. Gene Ontology annotation, biological process: protein phosphorylation. The record is from RefSeq and is a predicted model, not a curated record. Lineage: Eukaryota; Metazoa; Arthropoda; Insecta; Coleoptera; Brentidae. The coding region runs from base 119 to 2167 and encodes 682 amino acids.